This is a messenger RNA of Rhizophagus irregularis DAOM 181602=DAOM 197198, 1279 nucleotides long. RefSeq lists its product as uncharacterized. Gene Ontology annotation, biological process: transport. Gene Ontology annotation, molecular function: ADP transmembrane transporter activity. NCBI's taxonomy places the organism in Eukaryota, Fungi, Glomeromycota, Glomeromycetes, Glomerales, Glomeraceae. Gene Ontology annotation, cellular component: membrane. The record is from RefSeq and is a predicted model, not a curated record.
AAAAAAAAAAAAAAAAAAAAAAAAAGAAAAAAUUAAAAAUAUGGCAGCAGCCUCAAAAGAAGCAACAAAAUUACCACCACUUUCACCUUUUGAAAAUGCGGUAGCAGGUUCCUUGGGUGCACUUUUUGCUUUAACAAUCGUUUAUCCUUUGGAUAUUAUAAAAACUCGACUUCAAGUACAAUCAAAACAAUCAAAAACAAUGAUGAAAGAAAAUGAAUAUUAUGAAUCAACUUUUGAUGCAAUAAUUAAAAUCAUUAAAAUGGAAGGAAUAACAGGAUUAUAUGCAGGAUUACCAGCUGGAUUAAUUGGAGUAGCAUCAACAAAUUUUGCUUAUUUUUAUUGGUAUUCAUUUUUACGUUCAAAAAUUAUUAAACAAGGAUCAAUGUCAACAAUUUCAGAAUUAUUAUUAGGUGCAUUUGCAGGUGCAUUAGCUCAAAUAUUUACAAUUCCUGUAUCAGUGGUAACAACAAGACAACAAACAACUCAUGUUAAAUAUAGAAAAGAUUUAAUUGGUACAGCAGAAGAAAUCAUUUCAGAUGAUGGUAUUACAGGAUUAUGGAAAGGAUUAAAACCAAGUUUAAUAUUAUGUGUUAAUCCUGCUAUUACUUAUGGAGCUUUUGAAAGAUUUAAACAUUUAGUUUCAGAAAGAUUAUCAAAUAAUAAUAAUGGUGAAGAACUUAGUCCUGGUAUAAUUUUUUGGUUAGGAGCUUUAAGUAAAACCAUUGCUACUAUUGUUACUUAUCCUUAUAUUAUGGCUAAAGUUAGAUUACAAUGGAAACCACCAAAAGAUGAUGAGGAUGAUGAGGAUAAUUAUAUAAAUAAGAAAAAAUCUUUUAAAUAUGAAAGAUAUUCUGGGGCUAUCGAUGUUUUACAAAAAGUUUAUAAAACCGAUGGUAUUCUUGGAUUGUAUAAGGGAAUGCAAGCACAGAUUACAAAAGCUGUAUUAUCUCAAGCUUUAUUAUUAUAUGUUAAGGAAUAUACUACUAAAUAUACCAUAAUGCUUUUUAUAUUAUUUGGAAAAUUGUUAGCCGGUAAAAAAAAGGUACAAUAAACCCUUGUUUAUGAGAGAGAUUGUUCAUGAGAUUGUUUAUGAGAUUGUUGAUGAGAUUAUUGAUAAGAUUGAUGAUGAGAUUAAUAUUAAUUAAGUAUUAGAAUAUUUUUUUUAAUAAAUCCUUAUGAUGUGAUUAAUUAAUAUUAGAUUUUUCUUUAUCAUCUCCGUUUAUUUAAAAUAUGAACUUUUUUUUUUUUUAUUUGAAAUAAUAAGAUUAUUAAAAGUAAA